AUGAAGCUUUGCUUCCGCACCAUGGAUGGAGCAUUGCUGGAUGCUGAAUUUGAAGCAUCUGACUUUGUGUAUGACGUGUCGCAGCAGCUGGCAACGACACACAAAGCGAACCAGCAGGUUUCGGCAAGACUUACCCGUGAGGGCGCCUUGCUGCCUCCUGGAUUUCGUCUCUCUGAAUGUGCGCUGAAGGAGGAUGACUUAAUUGACGUGAUUUUUGUCGCAUGGACACCGCCUCUCGAGCAGAGCCGGCUAGAAGUCCUUCCGCGACGUACCAUAGACGCCCUUUGCGUAAAUGAAACUCACUUGGAUGCCUCAGGUAUUUUCACAAGGAGCAGUGAGCGUCACGAGAUGGCGGUGCAACUUGCAUCCAACAUCAGGCCCUCUCUCAUUGUCCUGGAUAUACGGCAGUGUGGAUUGAGCACGGAGAGCUUGCUCCAGAUCUUUGAGCUUUUGCCCGAGUCAUUGCAAGAGCUGUGGGCAGGUCGGAACCACUUUGAUGGUCAAGUCCUGGAGUGUUUGCAGCAGAAGUCGCUGAAGCUCCGCGUCUUAGAUAUCGGCUACAGCAGCUGCGAGAACAUGCAGAAACUCCCAGAUCUUGUCACGGAGCUCACUGAGCAGUUGAUGUUGGGAGAUUUGGAUGACAUGGAAGCCUCAGUCUUCGAGGCAGCCUUAGCGAAGUGUCCUCAUUUGAGGCUUUUGGACAUUUUCAACAACGAUUCUUUGGAGAGAAGCUUUGGUGUCAUUGCCCAAUGCUCGCAGCUGCGACAGCUCUUGGCUAAGCGCGUGGAGUUCCCGAUCGAGGGGCUCAAGCAGAUCUUGCACCAGUGCCUUCACCUGGAGCAUUUGGUCAUCGAGAACGUCCAGGAUCUAAGUGUGGUGCGGUCUUUGGCGAAGCUGAAUCUGAAAGUCUUGCAGGUUGCAGUAGUCGAGACGGGGCAGAUCCUCCCUGCGAUUGUGGCACUGAAGGUGGAGACCUUGAUGAUUUCGUUGCAGCAGGCUGACGGGGAUGCGGAUGCCUCUCUGGCUUUCAUGGAGGACGUGGGGCCUCUUGUCGAGAGCUUCAAGAGUUCCCCAGCCACAUGUCUUGCUUUGGAAGCCGCCGCGGUGGACCUGGAAAUUUUAGAAGCAAUCGGCACUCGACUGUGUAGCAUCGGACAGGGAUGGGACAGCGCUUCGAACUCCAUCUUGUCGUCCUUGGCCAAGACUCCCCUUUGUUGUGUGAACCUCCUGUCGCUCUCAAUCAAUUAUUUUGAACAGAUUGAUCCAAAGGAACUUGCCCAAGUCGCAGCUGCUUGUCCCAUGUUGCGGGAUUUGAGCCUCAAUGCUGAUGACGAUGAGUUUCAAGUGGCUGCAAUUGACGAGGGGGUUUUAGCACUGGGCCAGCACUGUCACAAGCUUGAGCACUUGGACAUGUAUGACCGGAUCAUGGCGCAGCCAGCACAGACAGUCAUGACGGCGUGUGAGGGCUGGCCGUUGUUACGCUACCUAUGCAUGGCGGGCUGCACGCGUGAAGACUGGGAGACCGUCGAGCAGAUCCACGAGCUCCCAGUGGUCUUGGCCACAAAGUGUCCCAAGAUUCAAGAAGUGGUCAUUUAUGAUGACGAGAUGACCCAGCUCUUUGAUGCCGAGCUCGGGAAACGAUGUGCGCUGUAUGGGCGGGAUUUCCUGGACUUCGAGACGGAUUCCGAAGACUGUUCGGACGAGGAUUAG
Molecule: messenger RNA, 1710 nt
Organism: Durusdinium trenchii
Lineage: Eukaryota; Dinophyceae; Suessiales; Symbiodiniaceae
Source: the annotation of a GenBank genome assembly